UUUCAUAUUUGCUCUACCGUCGGGCACCAUGUCAGGAACCAGCAGUGACCAGCUGCACAGAUCCACCUUAUCUGUCUAUUCCAACCUGAUGGAACAUUUCAACCCAGGCCUUCAGAAGCUUGUUGCUUUGGGUAACAGCUAUGUCAAAGCUUUUCAAGCAUUAGCUGUUUGUAGUGAGGCCUACUUCAGUGCUGUAGCCAAAAUGGGAGACCAGGCGAUUCACACACUAUCUUCUCACUCUCUUGGUGAUGUCCUGAUCCAAAUAUCUGAGACACAACGGAGACUCACUGCUGAGAUGGAGGGAGUGUUUCGAUGGUUCCAGGUGGAGGUAUUGCAAACCAUGGAGAAGAAUGUCAAGUUGGAUGAAGAGUACAUUGACGGUAGCCGGCGAGUGUAUGAACUGGAGGUGAGGAACCAGGCGGAGGCUUUGGAGAAACAGCUAAGACGGGGAGCCUUCAGAGAUUCUCUGAGCACCGACUACAUGCAGUACUUGAAGCAGAGCCAACAGGAGAUCCUGAAGGAGGAGGAGAGGAGAUAUCGUUUCUUGGCAGAGAAACACUGCGGUCUGACCCAGUCCCUUCUCUUCCUGGUUAACAAGACAGGCAUGUCUCUCCAGCAUAAAGCAGAGGGAUGGAAGGAGAAAGUCAAUGAGACCAGAGGUUCUCGAUCUCGAACUCCCACUAAUUUGGACCAAGAAGCACAGUUGCGAGGCUCUGUGAGCUCCCUGCUGCAAACGGUAGCUAGAGAUGAUGACAUGUCCUGGGCCAGGCGGGAGCAACAGGCGCUGGGCAAGGUGCCGUCACGAGCCCCAUCACCCAUCCCCAGCCGCUCUCGUUCCAGCUCGGUGGGAGAAUCUCUGGGUCUGGGUGGAGGGCGUCCCAUGAAGGCCCUGGUGUCUCAUCCCGCCUCAUCCAACCCCAAGCUGCUGCCUUUCAACAGAGGGGAGAUGGUCACCGUACUGGUCCUAGAACCGCGCAACGGCUGGUUGUACGGUCGCACCGACAGCAGUUUAAGGCAGGGUUGGUUCCCUGCUGCUUAUGUGGGCCCCAUUGAGGAUUUCGACAGUAGCAAUAUGAACAACCUGCUAGACCCCGGUGAGACCCAAAACGACCAAUCAGAGAGGAGGAGCUAUGGCGAUGUCCCUCCGCCAGCCACACCUAACCGCAGAUCGUCCGUAGACGUCCGGCCCAUCUCUCCGCUCCCUGAGAAGACAGCGGACCAGGUGAUGGAGACGAAACCCAUUCAAACAAAGACCCUGUCUGAAGUACCUCCUCCUCCGCCCCCUCCCCCAAAGAGCCUGAAUCUUCAGCAGGGCUCUGUGGAUCUGAGACCAGUUUCUCCCGCCCCUGACGCACAGGCUUUAUCACCCAACGGCCCACCUGAGAACCCUCUUUUUCCAAGAGGCACAAACCCGUUCGCCACCGUGAAGCUUCGCCCCACCAAGACCGAUGACCGAUCCGCCCCUCACAUCCAUUGAUUGCACUAGGCCAGGCUCAGGGUUUGUACGUGAGGUGGCAGUAAUGAGACAAGACUAUGGCACAUUUAGUUGAAUAUUUACAGUUUUAGGCAGAUUCCUCAGAUGUCACCAACAUAAUUGAAUUUCUCACAACCUCAGGGUACUUUCACAGUGAACCCCUCGCUAUUCUCAGGUGUUAGACCCUGACGCGAAUAGCAAAUUUGUAUCAAUUAUGGCAAAGGUUUUUAUGAUUGCCUAUAGAUAGUUUUCCUGUGACAUCACGCACCUCUGGACAUGCCCGCGGCCACCAUGUUGGCAGUCGAUGUUUUGUUUCAGUGCUCAGUGAGUGUUUGAAUAGAUAAAUUUGAUAGUCAAUGUCAAUAAAUUGUGAAUUACUGUGCGAUGUUUGGCUGCAACAAUACAUAUGGGAGGGGAAAAGAUGGAGAUGGUGGCAUUCCGGCCAGAUACUGACUCCAUAUAUCCUUUGUUCGGAACACUUCCUAAAAGGUAAGCUGUCAUGCUUACCACUGUUAGAAAAUGCAAGUUACAUACUUUAUGUACCGAUCUCCAUUUUCAGUUUACAUUUUAGUUCAGUGCGCUUAAAUAACACAGAUUUAUAAAAUAUAUAUCUUACAUUGACUAUUAGUCGAUUGUUGCUGUGGUAUUAUAUUAAACAUACAUACACGUCAGAAAUGUAGGAGUCAUUGAUGACCGGCAGCUGACUCCCACAAUGCUAACCACUAGCUAGCCCUGAUGCUAAUGUUAGGCAAAGUCAAAGCUGUUUGAGCUAAAGUAAGCCAAGCUUUCAACUGUUCCGAGUCAUUAAGUGAAAAAGUCUUGGUUUUUUUCCCGGUCAUCUCUGCACACAGUUUGGCGGUGAGAGAUGUUUAUGACGGCCACUUUGUCAACCUUUUGUGUCUUGCCACUGCGUUCAAAGUUUCCCUAUAGCUUACUCUGGUCUACUAGCCUUUCCUUGUGAAGCCUACCUUAUCCUCCCGAUCUCAACCUACAAUAUGGCCGACAAACAAAUACCUAUAACGUGAUUGAAAACUAUCUAUAUUUAACCCUAAAUAUAUUUCCAACUAUUUUCCCAAAACACAUAUAUAAUUUCAAAUGCAUCUUACAACAAUACCUUUCCUGGAAAAGCGUUUCGCAACCCAUAAAAGUACCAAUUACUACUUUACUAUUAGUCAUUUUAUUAAGUUUUUUUCUCAGUGAUACA
Messenger RNA from Phycodurus eques (leafy seadragon), 2678 nucleotides. RefSeq names its product BAR/IMD domain containing adaptor protein 2 like 2b (gene baiap2l2b). The transcript has 14 exons. Gene Ontology annotation, biological process: actin filament bundle assembly; plasma membrane organization; positive regulation of actin filament polymerization. Gene Ontology annotation, cellular component: cytosol; nucleoplasm. Gene Ontology annotation, molecular function: protein binding. NCBI's taxonomy places the organism in Eukaryota, Metazoa, Chordata, Actinopteri, Syngnathiformes, Syngnathidae. The coding region runs from base 29 to 1477 and encodes 482 amino acids. The record is from RefSeq and is a predicted model, not a curated record.